This is a messenger RNA of Durio zibethinus, 1128 nucleotides long. Its product is annotated as ethylene-responsive transcription factor ERN1-like. NCBI's taxonomy places the organism in Eukaryota, Viridiplantae, Streptophyta, Magnoliopsida, Malvales, Malvaceae. Gene Ontology annotation, biological process: regulation of DNA-templated transcription. Gene Ontology annotation, molecular function: DNA binding; DNA-binding transcription factor activity. The record is from RefSeq and is a predicted model, not a curated record.
AUGGGGAAGAGAAAAGCAAGUGAUGAAGAGAAGGCGACGAAUUUGGGGCAAAUGGUGAUGGAUAAUGCUGCAGCAGUAGCAGCAUUAGGUGGAGCUCGGCGAGCAAGAAAAGGAUUUGUUGGGGUGAGGCAAAGGCCAUCAGGAAGAUGGGUAGCUGAGAUAAAAGAUACCACACAGAAGAUUAGAAUGUGGUUGGGAACUUAUGACACUGCUGAAGAAGCUGCUAGAGCUUAUGAUGAAGCAGCUUAUUUGCUUCGUGGAGCUAAUACUCGAACCAAUUUCUGGCCUUGUUCCCUAUCUUCUCAUUCCACACCAGCUCUUCCCUCGAAAAUCGCCAAUCUUCUCUUGCUUAGGCUCAAAGCAAGAAACAGUGCCGCUUCCAUGGCUUCCAAUUUGCUUGUUAACGAUCAAGGGUAUGAAGCAGGUGGAGGAGAGGAAAUUUGCUUUGAUGAUUUCAUCCAUGUGCCUGAAGAUUGUAGUAUUGAUAUCAAUAAUUGUGAAACUUCUACCACUUCUACAAUAACUACAAUAUUGAAUUCUGCUAGUAUUAGUGAUUGCAUGUUGGAGACUUUUGGGUCAAUUGUUGCUGAAACAGAAUAUGGUGAUGAUCUCAAAGCAAUUCAUUUGGACAAUAACUUGGGUAAUGUUGGUAAUGGCAACAAUUAUAUUGAAGGAGCUGGGAGAGAGGAAAAAAGGGAAGGGUCGGAAGAAGAGAAGACUGAUAUGGGGGGUCUAUCGGAUUUUCAGCUCGUGGAUGCUUUACAAGUAUCCUGUUGCUGUUCUCCAUUUGAGAUAGCAGAGGAAAUGGUGAAUCUAAUGGAGCAGCAAGAGAAUAUUUAUGUGGAUGAGCCGUGGAUGCUUAGAGAGACGAUGAAGAGAAUGAAGUAUGAACGGAAGUUCUCAGCAUCUCUAUACGCCUUCAAUGGAAUACUUGAAUGUUCAAGGCUGAAGCAGAAUGAAUCAGAAAACAAUGCCAAGGGAAAUGACAAAUUAUCUCAACAAUCUAACCUUAUCAGAAACAACUAUACCAAUACAGAAGAUGAAAAGAGAAUCGAAGUAAAGGAAGAACAUGAUCAAGAAAUAUGGAGCUCCCUUGAUCUUCCUCCUAUCUGCUACAUGAGUAAUUAG